CUCACUCCUUUUAAAGGCAGCCCCUCUAAUCUUUUUAUCUUUCCAUUCUCAGAGCAAAAAAAAAAAACUAAACUUUUCGUCUAUUUCAAUAUUUGUCUGCAAAGCCUCUGACGAAUUUGAGAUCAGGGAGACAGAGAAUGGGAGAAUGUAGGCCUCUUGGUUUCUUAUUGGGAUUACCAUUUGCUCUUGUCGCUCUUGUUCUCUCUUUAGUUGGUGCUGUCAUCUGGAUCAUUGGGACGGUACUGAGUUGUUUAUGCCCAUGUUGCUUUUGUUUUGCUGCGCUGGCCAACUUCGCUGUGGAUCUCAUCAAACUCCCUGUCAAAGUCCUCCGUUGCUUCACCAACUCCAUCCCUUGUUAAGACUUUCUUUCUUUUAACUUUAUGCUAUUGGUUUUCUUUUAAUUUUUUUUUUUUACUAUUUUAGUCCUUUUGUG
Molecule: messenger RNA, 433 nt
Organism: Brassica oleracea var. oleracea
Lineage: Eukaryota; Viridiplantae; Streptophyta; Magnoliopsida; Brassicales; Brassicaceae
Exons: 2
Coding region: 138-359 (73 amino acids)
Source: RefSeq, a predicted model, not a curated record